CAUUGGUUUAUGCUCAAAUAACGCCCACUACGGUAAUCUCACGUGAACUCCAUCUCUAGAUAGCUCUCAGAGCAGACGGCCUGUUUUGUUUUCGUAUUUGCGUGCGCAUUGUUGAAGCCCAGCACUUAAACGCACAGGUAGACGAUUUACACAAGGAAGUUUGAAAUGGGUAUAUUGAGGGUGUGUUUCCUUGCAGCGAUGUGCGCGGGUGUGGUGAUGUGUUGUCAGCCCCCAGAUUGUGACAGGGAAGACUGUGGCACAUGUGGAAAUGCUUGUUGUCAAGUGGAGUUCUUCUUCAAGGCAUCAACCCUUGAUGUUUAUAACUUGAUGGUGGACAACUUGAAAAAGGGAGGUGCAGAUUCCAGAUAUACAUACAAAGGAGGCCAGGAUUUGAGACCGUACAACACAACGGCGGACUUCGUCCUACAGGCUUGGCACACAACCCUGAAAAACCAUUACAAUGACACCCUGGAUUUCACGGUUCUCCCCAGUUCCACUGGCUUCACAUCCGUCACGGCUUUCUCCAUUUCUCAAAUCGCAGGGGCUUAUUGUGAUGCCGGCCAGAACUACAAAAACCUCGUGGGUUAUGUCAAAGGAUUAAAUACGCCAUAUCAGAUGAUCGUCAGCCGAGGAUGUCCUCCACCCACCUCCAGGAGAUGAAGGUCGAAACGUUAAGCAGCUAAUUUGAAAAUUCUGCACGUUCAUGUACUAUAAUAAAACUCUGAAUUUGCGUUUUUGUCGUAUGUGAAUGUCUUUCUUUCCAAACUGACAGAAACCGUUAGGGACUUGGAUUUUUACGGGAAUCGUGCAUUAGCUAUGAUCAUUCAAUUGUUUAUUUAACAGUGUAUUGAAAAAUUUUUCACUUCCCUGACCAAGGUGAGGCAUAUACGGGUGGAUUUGGAUAAUAUUGCAUACUGUGAUUUAUUUAUUUGAUUGGUGUUUUGCGCCGUACUCAAGAAUAUUUCACUUGUACGAGGGCGGCCAACAUUAUAGCGAGAAGAAACCAGGCAGAACACUGGGGGCGUGAGGGGGGACCCACAACUAUCCGCAGGUUGCUGACAGACCUUCCCACGUAAGGCCGGAGAGGAAGCCAGCCUGAGCUGCUGGAGAGUGUGAAGUUGACUCCAGCACAAUGAUGCAUAUGUACAUAUUCUUGGUUUUACGAUACAUAUACUUAAGAGUGGAAGUCUUUACAAAGUCUCUAUGUACCGAACAUGCAUAUAGUUAUGUCUUCUGGAAACUUUGGUGUCUUAAAAUGAUUCAACGGCUUACAUCCAUAUCAACAUAAUUUUAUAUCCGUACAAAUACAGAACUUCUAUUAGUUUCUGGUUCAAUGCGCAUGGCUUUUGACAUUAUUUUCGUCACAUCACGGCGGUGUUGCAGCCGCUAUAGGCCAUGUCUGAUGUCUACAUUUUUCAUUAGUGCUGGUUCACUUGAAUGAUAUACCUUAAGAACAACACACAAUGAUUGGGAGAAUCAAUCUAAAAUUAUUCGCUCCAUAUCACGACAGUGUCUCAUUAAAACAGUUCUGAUGUCAGCAUAUGUAGUGCUUCCUCUCUGAAACACUACGUCAUAACAGUACAAAUAAAAGCAAAAAGAAAUCACGUAUCGGUGUAGAAAUUCAUAUUUCAGUAAUUUCGAAAACGUGACAGUUAAAUUCGGACGGCUGAGAAGUGUAUACAUGUCUUACAUGCUGGAGUUCUAUAAUUUGUGAACAAGCAACAGAGUGCUUUAUAUGCAACAAUGUGACUAACGUGUACAGGUACUCACAAGCUAAUUUGGUAUUAACAAAUAUAAGACUAAUAUGUACAGUAUACAAUACGCAUACACUGCAAGCUUAACAUUAUAUGUACACAAUUAUUAAACAACGCCACAUAUUUCUCAUAUAUAAUCAUGACCGUUUUCAGAGCAUAUUAACCCACAUGCGCGAUUUUUCUUACAAUAUAGUUAAGGAAGAUGUGAGGCACUCUGUUUCUGUUCAACCCUUGCAUUAACUAUUUGAACAUCCUAGUAGAGUAGGAUGUUAUGUGAGUGGUCAGUUAAUGGGGUUUAAAAUCCGUCGUUGGUCUCAAUAUUUUCCUCUCUCCUGUUACUGAUUCGAGAUUUUCUGUCCAACAAUAAACACGUUCAGGAAAUAGUUUCAAUAUAUUUAAAGUUGCAAUUUGCUUUACGUUUGUUAGAAUAUUAAUCAUAGCGACUACAUGGGGUGAAAAUUCAUAAUCUGUAUAAGGCUCGGUACAUUUCUGUGUGUAAGAUCCUGUAUAUAUCUCUCUGGUCAUCAACUGCACAAUUCAAUGGCUUUACAAUAUUAUGACUAACAAAAUAAUCCAUAAACACUGUGUUUUUAUACAAAAGAUGUUUUUUAGACACGAUCUUAAAAACACGCAUAAGCAAAUGUACAACUCAAAA
Messenger RNA from Liolophura sinensis, 2409 nucleotides. RefSeq lists its product as uncharacterized. The coding region runs from base 166 to 660 and encodes 164 amino acids. The record is from RefSeq and is a predicted model, not a curated record. The transcript is spliced from 6 exons. NCBI's taxonomy places the organism in Eukaryota, Metazoa, Mollusca, Polyplacophora, Chitonida, Chitonidae.